AGCACAGAUGUGUCGAGUCAGCAAAAAUCCGAGCCAAAUACCCCGACCGUGUCCCGGUCAUAGUGGAGAAGGUCUCAGGAUCUCAGAUUGUUGAUAUUGACAAGAGAAAGUACUUAGUUCCAUCUGACAUCACUGUGGCCCAGUUCAUGUGGAUCAUCAGGAAGAGGAUUCAACUGCCAUCUGAGAAAGCAAUAUUCCUCUUUGUAGACAAGACUGUGCCACAAUCCAGCUUAACCAUGGGACAACUUUAUGAGAAGGAAAAGGAUGAGGAUGGAUUCUUGUAUGUUGCCUACAGUGGAGAGAACACGUUUGGUUUCUGAAUGGUGGGUCUUGGCUACUGCACUAUCCUGCUGUGUAUCUUGUAAAUAGCUGAUCAUUUUCUGUUCUGACAUCCACAGAAGUUCCUUCUAUAUACAUGCAUUUGUAACUGGAUUUAUUUCUUAAUAUAUUGAUAGGUCUUGUUUUAUUAGACUGUUAAAUUAUAAAAAAAAAAGUUUUGUUGGUUUUGUGCAUUUUUUUUCCUCAUGGCUAUGAAUUCCCAGAGCCUCACUUCUUUGGGGAAUACAGUUGAUGGCAUUGAUUAAAUAAUAAAACAAAGUAGUUGGGCUACUAAAACAUGAAAAACACACAUUUAUUCUGUUUUGAGGUGUUAGUUUAAGAAGAAUUAAAACCAUAAAUUAGCAUUGGGAACAUAGGAUUUGCUAGCUAAGCAGGAGCAAAAUGCUGAUCAUGUCAAAUUGAGCUAGUAUGUUCCUCUUUCUCAAUUAACAAACAAUUACAAUAAAAAUUCCUGUC
This is a messenger RNA of Acanthisitta chloris (rifleman), 795 nucleotides long. It is a transcript of the gene GABARAPL2, whose product is annotated as GABA(A) receptor-associated protein-like 2. Gene Ontology annotation, cellular component: autophagosome; autophagosome membrane; cytosol. The annotation marks the transcript as partial. NCBI's taxonomy places the organism in Eukaryota, Metazoa, Chordata, Aves, Passeriformes, Acanthisittidae. Gene Ontology annotation, molecular function: ubiquitin protein ligase binding. Gene Ontology annotation, biological process: autophagosome assembly; cellular response to nitrogen starvation; macroautophagy. The record is from RefSeq and is a predicted model, not a curated record. The transcript is spliced from 3 exons.